Molecule: messenger RNA, 667 nt
Organism: Astrephomene gubernaculifera
Lineage: Eukaryota; Viridiplantae; Chlorophyta; Chlorophyceae; Chlamydomonadales; Astrephomenaceae
Source: the annotation of a GenBank genome assembly
GCCGGGAGCUCGGGAGCUGCUGUGGUGCUGCCGCGAGUGGUACUGGACGGGGAGAUGGUGGUGUGGAACAAGAGGAGGCGCAGCUUCGAGCCGUUCGGCCUGCUUGAGGCGGCAGUGCGGGCGGCGGCGGAGGGCUGGGGGCCUGGGCAGGACGCCGCAGCCUAUGCGGUCCCCCAUGCGGAACCACAUGGGGGCCGCAGCAGCAACAGCAGCCCGGAAGGAGCCGAUAGCGAAGAUGCCGGCGCUGCUGCAGGGGAUGAUGAUGAUGACGAUGAUGGUGAUGAUGAUGGUGAUAUUUACGACGAUGGUGGUGGUGGGGAGGAGGAGGAUGUUGGUGGUGGGGUUGGAGAAGGCGACCCGGCUGCCGUACACACGCCCCCCCGUACACCGGCACUGCAAGCAACGCCCCCACCGCCGCCCCCACCAGCCCCGUCCCCAGCACCUGCCCCUCCGCUUGCUUCCGAGUUGGAGGUGGUGUAUGUGGUCUUCGACGUGCUGCUGCUGGGGCAGGAGAGCACACUGCACCUGCCGCUGAGGGAGCGGCAGCGGCUGCUGGCGGGUCUGCUGCGACCCAUGGGUCAGGGCGACCCCGGUGUGCCGCUGGGCGCCCGCAGCGGGGCGGUGGGCUUCCGAGCGGAGGCCCUGCUGCCGGGGCGCAGGAUGUGCG